Messenger RNA from Myxocyprinus asiaticus (Chinese sucker), 4436 nucleotides. RefSeq names its product synaptotagmin XIb (gene syt11b). Lineage: Eukaryota; Metazoa; Chordata; Actinopteri; Cypriniformes; Catostomidae. The record is from RefSeq and is a predicted model, not a curated record. Gene Ontology annotation, biological process: calcium-ion regulated exocytosis; cellular response to calcium ion; regulation of calcium ion-dependent exocytosis. The transcript has 4 exons. The coding region runs from base 211 to 1557 and encodes 448 amino acids. Gene Ontology annotation, molecular function: clathrin binding; SNARE binding; phosphatidylserine binding. Gene Ontology annotation, cellular component: membrane; axon; synapse.
UCUGACGCAGUGCAUCCCGUCGCUCAGCAUCUCUCAGUGCGCUCAGCAUCCCACAUCGGCCUGGACCAGAGACGAGCGGUCACAACAUGUACUGUAGAAGUGGAGCCAUGAUGCGUACAAAUUAUAUCAUCUAAACGAGAGACCGUCGACAUAAAUUAUUUAUCCCACUGCUGUUUUUCGGAUCGCAUCGCAGCGCGCCCAACCCUCAAAAUGGCUGAGAUCACUGAAAUAGGAGCAGUAUACGAUAUGUCCCCAGUGCUGGCAGGGUUUAUCGGUGCUGGCGUAUUGGUUGUCGCUGUCGUAGCAUUAAUCUUCAUCUGGACUUGCUGUCAGAAACAUUAUAACAGGAGAAGCUACAAGCUCCAUGGCAUCCACUCAGAACACAGUGACCCUCUCACAGACCCUCCGUACAAGUUCAUUCACAUGCUGAAAGGAAUGAGUAUCUACCCCGAUACACUGACCAGCAGCAAGAGGAUCGUACGGGUGGCACGUCAGGCCAAAUCUCGCCUUACCGACGGGACUCAAGUUAACGCAGCAGAGGGUGGUCUGCUGGGAGAGAAACAAAUGGAGAUGAGGCUCGGGGAAAGUAGCCACGAGGUGCCCAGGCUGGAGCGAGAGCUUCCUGUGCAUGCCGAUUACUGCUGUCUGGAGAGCAGCUCUGCAAGCAGCAGUCAGACCUCCAGUACAACUGUUUCGAGCACGGCCACACCCUUUACCCCUGCUGACGAGCCAAGCCGUGGGGAUCUCAGCAUUGCCAUCGACUAUAACUUCCCCAAGAAGGCCUUAGUGGUCACCAUCCUUGAGGCUCGAGGGUUGUCAGCAGUGGAGGGGCAGGCGGGCAGUGCUGACCCCUACAUGAAGAUGACCAUUCUGCCAGAGAAAAAACAUCGCGUAAAGACUCGUGUCCUGAGGAAGACGCUGGAGCCUGUGUUUAAUGAGACCUUCACAUUUUAUGGUGUGCCAUACAGCUCACUGUCCGAUCUUGUUUUGCACUUCCUGGUGCUGAGUUUUGAUCGAUUCUCACGAGACGACGUGAUCGGGGAGGCGAUGGUUCCACUGGCAGGCGUGGACCCGAGUACAGGCCGAGUCCAUAUCACUCAACAGAUCACUAAGAGGAACAUGCAGUGUGUGAGCCGUGGAGAGCUGCUGGUCUCUCUGUCGUAUCAACCAGUCUCUCACAGACUCAGCGUGGUGGUGUUGAAAGCAAAACAACUUCCAAAACUGGACAUCACUGGCCUGUCUGGCAACCCUUACGUGAAGUUAAACGUGUUCUGUGGCCACAAGCGCAUUGCCAAGAAGAAAACGCAUGUGAAGAAGUGUACACUCAACCCUGUCUUUAACGAAUCCUUCAUCUACGAUGUACCGGCUGAGUUGCUGCCAGACAUCUCCAUUGAGUUCCUGGUCAUGGACUUUGAUCGCACCACUAAAAACCAGGCCUUGGGACGCCUGAUGCUCGGCUCCAACAGCCCCUGCCCCUCGGGUGCUGCUCACUGGCAGGAAGUCUGCCAAAACCCACGACGCCAAAUCCCAAAGUGGCACACGCUCAGUGAAUGUUAGAGCUUCACUGCACAUUCCACACACACCUCAACACGGGCACAGUGAAACCUAACAGGAGUUAGAGUUAUGAAAAAGAUGCCUUUGUUACCAUCUCUGAAGUAGAAGGUAAAUGAACUUCAGGAGGACUUUUACAUCAUUGCUGUUGUGAUGAUGGGCCUUGGAAAUAAAUCUUUUUAAACACAACUACUGUAUAAGUAAUGCCAUUUAACACCAGUACACACUAGCAACACCGCCAGUUGUACAAUUUAGAACACAAACAUACUUGAUAAAUGUUAAUGAUAAUGAGACCAGAAUAUAAUAUAACAUGUUCACAGACUGUUAGGCAUUUAUUCUGAGUUUAUUCCAAGGUUUGGCUCUAAUUAAAUUGUAUAAGAUGUCUGAGUCAACAGACCUCUCCAUGCACUGGCUUUUGCUGCCCUUAUCGCAUGUCUGAACAACGCUCCAUAUUUUACACCAAGGCCAACACAGAACAGGACAUGGUGUGAACUAUGGAUUUGUGACAUUGGCACACAUUAAAAUGAGCUGCAUCUGUGUGUGUGCCAUGUCUUCUAACAGCUGCACAACACUUUUUUGGUAUUGCGGGGUCUGAUUUUUCAAGUUUUCCCUUGCAUCCAAAGGAGCUUGUGAUGGCCAGCUUAUCAUAUGUACUGAUUCUCCACUGUAUCACCAAUGCACUAAGGUGACAGAGGUAGUAUGAUCUUCAAGGACGAUUUGUUCUGUUCUGCUUAGACUGUCUAGAUGUUUCAAAGAUUCGUGCUGUGUCACAUUCUCCACAGCUACAAGUUAAGUCAUGUGAUUGUACAACAAACCUUUAGCAGCACUCAGGAUCUGAUUUAUUGCUUGUGCAACAAUUUCAGCAUGCACUAUGUGGAUAAAUCUGGCCCUGAAAAUAUUAAUCUGCACUGCUAUGCUAUAAACACACUCUAAAUGUCAAUGUCUGUAUGAAGUCCUGCAAUUUCAUACAUCAGAGCUUCACUUCACAGCUGUUUUAUAGAUUUCUCUAUCCAAUGUCAUCACAUGCUCUUUUUGAGGUGGAUUGGAUCCACUGUCUUUUUAAAUCCUGUGUGAUAUAGAGAUAUCAAAGAGGGGUGUACAGUUUAAAAGUGGGAAACUUUUAGCAUGUUAAAGGACGUUCUGAUCCUUGUGGUGUGAUGUGUUUGAGAAAUGGAAGGGAAGGAUUCAUUUUAUUUGUAGUUCAUAAAAUCCAGGAAGUAUGUGUUCAUAUAAUCCCACCAAUCGCAAUACUACAGGUUGUAUACACUGACGUAUACAUCACUUCGUCUAUUCAUCCAGUAUCACUUCUCCACCCCAGUUCUCUCUUCCUGUCAUAGGCCACAUCCACACUAAUAUGUUUUAUUUGAAAACGCAUUGAUUUCGCAAUGUUUACACCUCUCAUUCACACUGGAACAGUGUUUUCCUCCACCGAAAAAAGUCUCUCCGUUACCGCAUAACAAUGCAUUAGGAAACUGAAAACAGCUGAGUUUUCAAACUUAAACAUAUUAGUGUGAACAUGGCCAAAGUUAGAGUCCAGGGGUGAACUUCAACCUUGUACCAUUUUCCACAUCAUUCUUAUAUGAACAUGUAAACUUGUACAGUGAUGUAUUUUUAAUUUUUUUAAUAGUCUGCUUCUUUUUAAAUUGUUUGCCAAUGUGCAUGCUGAUAACCUGGGCAUUUAUCUUUGAUUCACUGUUAACUCUAUAAGCCAGAGGUCUGAGUUUGGCAUGGAGCAAACUGUGGUCCAUAUGGAGUCAGAACGUGCCCAGGACCAAGGUGACCCAGCAGAGCAGGGCGUACCGCUGCUUUUGGAAGCUGCAGACUUGAACAUACAGUUCUCAUGACACUUACUCAUACACAACUUUGACACACGGUCUUACUCCAUUUCUGGUUUUCAAACAUCACAUUAAUUCCAAUUAGCCACUGGCAUUCAUCUGGUCUGGUCUGGUCAAAUGCUUCUCUAUCAUCAAAUAAUUGGAUAGACACUGGUGUAAACUGUAAUUCUGGCUGGUAAAAUGCUUCUUUCCAUUCAAGCUUCUGAAGUGCUCUCCCUGUAUAAAAGCAUAUCCUAUCCACUCAGUAAUGUCCAUCAUGUACAAAACACUAAUUGUAUCUGAUCUGGUAUGACAGAAUGGAAAGAUAAUAAAAGAUUCAAACCAUGUGAGAUUCAACCAGCGUUGGGUGUAUCUGAUUACAAAGUAAUUAGUUACUCUAAUCUAUUUACUUUUAGUUAAAAAAAAAAAGAAACAUUACAUUUUCAAUUCUUGUAAUCAGAUUAGAGUUACUGACUUUCAAUUAAAGUAAUUACUUUAAGUACAUUACUUGCGCUAAAGUAAUAUGUACUGUCUAAUACAUUUAAAAUGUCUUUUAGCAUUUCUGUGACAGCUAAAGGGUGUGUGACAAUGAAUGAGGAGGAAAUAUAGAAAUUUUGAAUUUGAGCGGAAAACAAAAAUUCUAGGAAAAGUGAUUUAGAAAGUAACUUGAAAGUAAUAUAAUUAGUAAUGUGAUUACUUUUGAGAUGAAGUAAUCAGUAAAGUAAUCUAAUUUCAUUUUUAGAGAAGUAAUUAGUAAUUUGUAGUGAAAUACUUAUUUUGUGUAACUUACCCAACACUGGAUACAACACACAUGAUGGCAAAAAGCACAAUAGAUUAAAAAAAAAAAGUCAUUGUGCUCUAUGCACGAUCACUUUGGUGUUAAAAACAUAAAUUGGCAGGACAUUCUGCAAAAUGUUGUUUUAGUGCAAACUAAAAAUGAUCUUGUGAAUAUUUGACAAUAAAAUAUACUGCAAAAUGCUGUGAGAUCUCUGCUAAUGUUACACACCCACCUGUAUGUUAGUGUUCUUAACAUCCACUGAAUGUACAAAAUAAACAUGAUACACAAGUGAA